Meyerozyma guilliermondii ATCC 6260 is the source of this 1185-nucleotide messenger RNA. RefSeq lists its product as uncharacterized. The transcript has a single exon. The coding region runs from base 1 to 1185 and encodes 394 amino acids. Lineage: Eukaryota; Fungi; Ascomycota; Pichiomycetes; Serinales; Debaryomycetaceae. The record is from RefSeq and is a predicted model, not a curated record.
AUGCAAGAAAAUAGAGAGGUUACUGAAAAUAUAGGAAUAGCAGUAAUUGUGUUGUAUGCUUCUGUCUAUUUGUUCUCUGUUCUUUACUCUGUUCUAUUAACUUCAGUUCAGUUCAGUUCUUUCUAUAUUUUCUUCAUUCUUCUUUCUGUCUUUCUCCUCUAUCUAUAUACAUGCCAUUUGUGUCAAGCCACAAACUCGCUUUUUCUUUAUACUAUGACAUUCCACGAACUCUUUCGCGACAGGAAAGUGCCUCCAAAGGUGGAAGAGCUCACUCUAGAAGGCAAGCCUGCUAGUACUCUCAUCAGGGUGUUGGAACGGUUCUCGUCCAUGUCGGGCAUUGUCACCAGCAGCCAUUUCAAAAAAGAUCCCGAAGCCAAAACCCGAGUUCUGGCAUCGGAAAUCCAAGCUAAGAUGAACAAGAUGGUCAAGUUUCAUCGCCGUCUCGAAGCUCAACAAGCCGAUACAGCACAAUCCUUGAACAACUGGGCUGCGGAUCUUCCUCACUUGAACAGUCGUCAGAUGAUCCAGGAGUUCGCUAGUAUCUUAUUGACCCAGCGAGCCGGUAGUAUCACUCUAAGCGAAAAGUUGGAGAGGCUCAAGGAUAGCUUUUCUCUUGUGAACGAUCGGGAAAGAAAGCUCAACGAUUUGGCGGCUGCUCGCACCAAGCUUUUAAAAAACGUAAAGGACUCCGAAACCAAGUACGGGGUCAAUGCUUCGUGCACAACUUUGUUGAAGGAAAAGCUUGAAGAAGUGCAGUGCAAUUUGGAGGUGGUUGAAAUACAAUGCAUUCGUUCCUUGUCUCAUGAACUCAAGGAUACCUUUGCUGAGUAUCUUAUAGCCAUUCAGAAUUACCAUGCUAGGUUGUCCGAUGCCUCGGAAGCUUACUAUGCGUGCCUUAUUUCGUUUCAAAAAGAUGAUAGGCUCAUCGACCAAUCUGCCAACAAUUCGGAUGUUACUAGAAUUUUGGCUGACGAAAGCUCCAAAGCCAGAUCGUCACCAGCGUGCUCACAGUGCUUUCGAGAGCUAGGAAUCACCACUGGCUGUGCCCACGAUAGUUCAAGAAACAUGUACCCUGGCGACUCCCAGAGCAAUUUGAACCAUAAUCCCCAGCAGUUUGCACCGCUGCCCAUCCAAAUGUCUAAUGACGCUGCUUAUGACUUCCUUGAACAUGAUCCAUGGCAAUGA